CCCCGCGAGGAAGAGCCGGGUGCCGCAAAAAAAUUGCAUCUCCUGAGAUUUACAAGCUGCUGAAAAGAUAUAAAAGGGCAAAAAAAUCCUAAAGAAAGACUGGAGGUAGAAAGAGGCAAUCUUUUCAACUCUGCAAUUACAUUGCACCUUCAACUCCAAGCGUCAAAACCCUCCCUGACUUCCGUACACAUCCCAGUCUGUCCUCCUUUGUUUUAUCAUUCCUUCUUCUUAGAGCUCCCUUCAGUCUCCUUCCAUGUCUAUCGUUUUCAAGCGCACUCUCUCUGUUUGAUUUUCCCCCUUUUAUAUUUGACUUUCUUCAUAGACUCUCUCGGCGGGCCACGGUUAAUUGGCGGGAACCAACUGUCAAUUUUUGGUACCGGGCUUAGUGAAUUUCUCCACCCUAUAUAAACUCUAUCGGAAAUUGCGGUGGGUUUACUUGAACGCUUGUUUUGAUGGCUAACCCGUCUGGGAACCAUCAGGAGCAGACCCAUGUUUCGUCUUCGUUCAACGGGGUUAGUGGUGCCAAUCCCAACAACGGCAGUUCGGCUCCGGAGAGUUCAGGUGCGGCUCUGGCCAUGAAACACAACCCGGGUAUAUCCUUGGAUUGGACGCCUGAUGAGCAGGCCAUACUUGAAGAGGGGCUUGCAAAGUUUACCUCAGAAUCUAACAUAAUACGCUAUGCAAAGAUAGCCCUGCAACUACAGAAUAAGACAGUGCGGGACGUAGCACUCCGUGUUAGAUGGAUGAAUAAAAAAGAAAAUAGCAAGAGAAGGAAGGAUGAUUUGACAAGGAAAAGUAAAGAUAAAAAGGAAAGGGUUUCUGAUCCAUCAACGAAGUCAUCUCACUUUGCCACCCGGUCUAAUGUUUCCCCAUAUGCUCCGCCAGUGAUUAUGGUGGACAAUGAUGAUGGCAUUUCCUACAAAGCUAUUGGAGGCCCCACUGGUGAGCUAUUGGAGCAAAAUGCGCAGGCAUUGAAUCAAAUAUCUGCAAAUCUAGCUGCUUUCCAGAUACAGGAGAACAUUAAUCUAUUCUGCCAAACAAGAGAUAACAUUCUUAAAAUUAUGAACGAUUUGAAUGACUUGCCAGAGGUGAUGAAGCAAAUGCCACCUCUACCAAUAAAGGUGAAUGAAGAUUUGGCCAACUCUAUUCUUCCAAGAACAAACCUCCCUACGCAAUCGUGAUGAUGCUCAAUGUUCGUUCAUCUCCGUUCGGGCUUGUCUUUCCACAGUCUGCCUCCCGGGGGCACUCCAAUAAUAUUCCCACACUUGUGUGAGGAACGAAGUGCUAAUCUAGAUGACCCGACUUUUAGAAGAAGAAGAAGAAAGAAACAAAGAAAAACAGGAAGAAGAAACAAUGAAAUAAGUGUGGAGAAUCAUCAGGUUGAAUUAGCCUUCAUUAUUAUUAAUUUUUUUUAAUUGGUUUUCCUGUUUUUGGUUCUCUUAGUGGGCUCCGUCUUUAUUGUACCAGUAGGGAGUAUUCUUCGUGGCAAUCGUCGGUUGAAUUUAGGAAAUGCGAUUUAUUUACAGCACUGAGUUUCACUGAUGUUCUCAGUUGAUUCUGUUAGCAUGUGAGAAAUGGUAGUCAGUUAUCUUGUGUUUGUCAGUCUAAUCAACCUUGUAUUAUGCCGAGUGCAGCCGAGUAAUCUUCCCUGUAAAUGUCAUAUUUGCACUAAGUGGAGAAUUCAUUGUCAGUUUCAUAACGGCUAUGGUCGACCAA
Molecule: messenger RNA, 1716 nt
Organism: Neltuma alba
Lineage: Eukaryota; Viridiplantae; Streptophyta; Magnoliopsida; Fabales; Fabaceae
Exons: 7
Coding region: 453-1181 (242 amino acids)
Source: RefSeq, a predicted model, not a curated record